GCUACCUUGCCUCCUCCCGCCUUGGACGCGUCUCCCCUCACCAUGCUGCGACGUGUCCCCAUCACUUCAGAUGGAAAGGUCGUCGACCGCCUCCAGGAGAGCUCCCGCAUAAACAAGCCUUUCAAGCCCCCCACUAGCCUUGUCCAGCGCAAUCAGCCGACGCGCAAGCGAAAGCGAGCAGACUACAAGGAUCAGCAAAGACAAUCCGAUGACUCUGGCUCGGAGGGUGAUGAGGCACCCAAGAAGAAGAAGAAGAAGCUUGAUAAGAACGGCUUCCCCGAGCGGCCGCGAGAUAGCAAUGUCGUGCACUAUCCCGUGUUCAAGGUUAAGCCCUUCAGCGAGGUCGCCCGCAGGUUCUCUAUACCAGAGAUGAGGACCAAGGAUGGAUCCGUUGUUACUCUCACACGGACCAAUGCUGCUCUCGGUAUCCGUCCACUCGCCAACAUCAUUCCACGACCCCUGCACGACCCGAUGGAGGAUCAUGCCAUUGUCCUCUACGACCCAACUGUCGAUGACAGAGAGACUGAUGAGGAACGCAGAGAGCGCGAGAAGGAGGAAGCUCGUGAGAAGGCCGCACAGGAGGCUCGUGAGAAGACUGCAGGUAUGUACAACCCGCAUAAGAGUCUGAAGGAACUCCUCGGUGGCGGCAAGGAGAAGAAGAAACGUAACGACAAGGUCGCUGUCGUCAUCGAUCCCCGUCUAAGCAAGGUCCUGCGCCCACAUCAAGUGGAGGGUGUCAAGUUCUUGUACAGGUGUACGACCGGCAUGGUGGUCGAGAACCAGUAUGGAUGCAUCAUGGCGGACGAGAUGGGUCUUGGAAAGACCUUGCAAUGCAUCGCCCUCAUGUGGACGUUAUUGAAGCAAUCGCCACGGGCGGGCAAAGGCACCAUCGAGAAGUGCAUAAUUGCGUGCCCGGCUAGUCUCGUCAAGAAUUGGGCGAAUGAACUUGUUAAGUGGCUGGGAAAGGACACUAUCUCCGCGCUCGCUAUCGACGGGAAAGGCGGGAAAGCCGAAAUGCUAGAGAGAGUUGCGCGGUGGGUCGCAGCGGGGGGCAGGAAUGUGUCUCAACCAGUGAUGAUCGUCUCAUAUGAAACCCUGCGCACACUUUCUGUGCAUCUCGCCAACUCUACCAUUGGACUGCUGUUGUGCGACGAAGGACAUCGGCUCAAGAACUCUGAAUCCCAAACUUUCCAGGCUUUGAGCGGUCUGAACGUGAAACGACGCGUCAUCCUGUCCGGUACCCCAAUUCAGAACGAUCUGUCAGAGUAUUUCUCCCUGUUGAGCUUCGCGAACCCGAAUUUCCUGGGGUCGAAGAACGACUUCAGGAAGAACUUCGAGAACGCCAUCAUCCGUGGCCGUGACGCUGACGCCAGUGAUGCAAUUAAGGCAGAGAGCGAGAAGAAACUCAAGGAGCUUGGCGCGCUCGUCUCGAAAUUCAUUAUUCGGCGCACGAACGAUCUGCUCUCCAAGUACUUGCCGGUGAAGUACGAGCAAGUCGUCUUCUGCGGCCUCUCCGAGUUCCAGCUUUCUCUAUACCGACUCUUCAUAUCGUCGCCAGAGAUCCAGGCGCUUCUUCGAGGUGCAGACUCUCAGCCGCUCAAGGCGAUCAACAUCUUGAAGAAGCUCUGCAACCACCCCGAGCUACUCGAUCUUCCCAAGGAUCUUCGCGGCUCCGAGAAAUUGUUGCCAGCAGACUUCACUGGCGCUGGUUCGAGCGCACGGAGCAAGGGAAGAGACCAGACGGUGCAUUGUCAAUGGGGUGGCAAGUUCGUCGUAUUGGAGAGGUUCCUGCACCGCAUACGCACAGAGACGACCGACAAGAUCGUAUUGAUCAGCAACUACACCCAAACGCUCGACUUGUUCGAGAAGCUCUUGAGGAGUAAGAAGUAUGGUUAUUUCCGCUUGGACGGCACACAGACCAUCAACAAGCGCCAGAAGUUGGUUGACCAGUUCAACGACCCCGAUGGCAAGGAAUUCGUCUUUUUGCUGAGCAGCAAAGCCGGUGGAUGCGGUAUCAACUUGAUCGGCGCGAACCGUCUGAUUCUCUUUGAUCCUGACUGGAAUCCUGCUGCUGACCAGCAAGCACUAGCUCGAGUGUGGCGUGACGGCCAGAAGAAAGAGUGCUUCGUAUAUCGCUUCAUCUCGACCGGUACUAUCGAGGAGAAGAUAUUCCAACGGCAAGCGAACAAACAAGCGCUCUCGUCUGCGGUUGUAGACGAGAAGGAGGACACUGAGCGCCACUUCUCCGUGGAUGCCCUUCGGAAGCUGUUUCUCUUUAACGAGAAGACGCUCUGCGAGACGCAUGAGACAUUCAAGUGUAAGCGUUGCAAGGACGGGAGACAGGUCAUAAAGGCUCCUGCACUGCUCUACGGUGACGCGAGCACAUGGAACCACUUCACAAAUACUGAGCUCAAAAACAAUCACGACGACCUGUUGCGCGCUGAAGUCGGGCUGCCCGAGGUGUCUUUUGUUUUCCAGUAUAUCAGUCACUAGUGCUGCAUGGUCCUUUCGCGGAUCACUUUACGGUUUGCUACCGGCCGAUGGACUCUAGUUUAGAUGGGU
Messenger RNA from Rhodofomes roseus, 2562 nucleotides. RefSeq names its product DNA repair protein SNF2 family. Lineage: Eukaryota; Fungi; Basidiomycota; Agaricomycetes; Polyporales; Fomitopsidaceae. Bases 43 to 2493 code for a protein of 816 amino acids. The record is from RefSeq and is a predicted model, not a curated record. Gene Ontology annotation, cellular component: nucleus. Gene Ontology annotation, molecular function: DNA translocase activity; ATP-dependent chromatin remodeler activity; ATP binding. Gene Ontology annotation, biological process: double-strand break repair via synthesis-dependent strand annealing; reciprocal meiotic recombination. The transcript is spliced from 12 exons.